AUGCCUACACUUAAGAUCAAUCCGAACGACGAAAACCUCUUGAAAGAAGCAAAUAUUAACCCGACUGGCACUCCCAGAGACACCGAGAACAACUUCAUAAUCAAGGAAUUAAAACAGAAAUUACAAAUCAUAGGAGCACACUACAUGUCAAUAAGUAACAAAACAACCAAGCUUGGAAAUAGACCGCUAAAUAACAUAGUUAAAAGAGAAUGCGAAAAAAUUAUAGUAGAAAUAGAAAAAGAUAGAACAAACGGCAACACCAUCUGCCAAUUCAACACUGACAACCCAGCACAAGCACCUUCAAUCUUUAGCACAGAACCAAACUACUUCACAAACGAGAAAACAGUAAGAACAAUAUUCCACAACCUAAACAACAAAAUCUCUUCAGGCACAGACAACAUACCAAACAGAGCACUGAAACAUAUUACAAAGAACAUCGCCCUUCAAUAUACAAUCAUAUUUAACAAUAUGCUAAACCACAAUUACUUCCCCAACUACUGGAAAAUCGCAAAAACAAUAUCAAUACCGAAAAAAGAAAAAGACAAAACACAAAUCAACAGCUACAGAUUAAUCAGCUUAUUACCAAACAUCAGUAAAAUUUAUGAAAAAGUCAUAAACCAAAAUAUAAUCAGACACAGCUCUAAACACAAUAUAAUCCCUGAUUACCAAUUCGGCUUCCGCAGACACCACUCUACAAGCCAUGCAAUAAAUAAAGUAGUUUCGGACACAUUCUGGGCACUCAAUGGAAAAAAAUGUGUAGGCGCAUGCCUGAUCGACCUCGAAAAAGCUUUCGAUACAGUUUGGCUAGAGGGACUUAUAUUUAAAUUGAUAAAAAAGAACUUCCCAAUUUACCUAAUAAAGUUAAUUUGGAACAUGAUACACAAUAGAAAAUUCAGAACAUACCAAAACUAUUGCACUUCGGAAAAAACAUUUACAAUCUCCAACAGGCUACAGCAGGGCACAAUCAAUUCACCGACUCUUUUCAACAUAUACACCGCCGAUUUGCUGAUAUGCUUUGGCCCCGUAAACACAGACUGUACGCUGAUAGCAUAUGCAGACGAUUUAAUUGUUUACACAGCCGACAAAAAACCGUCAGUAAUUAAAAACAAACUACAAAACGCCAUAGAUAAGAUUCUAUACUAUUAUAAUGCUUGGAAAUUUAAAGUUAACCUAAGCAAAUGCGAAACGAUACUAUUCAGACCUUCCACCAAAGCCGCUUCAGCAAACAUAAAAAAACACUACAAAAACUUCAACAUCAUAGGAAACGUUAACGAUAAAACAGUCAUCCCACACAAGAAAACAGUAAAAUAUUUAGGCAUACAACUGGAUGAAAGAUUACACCUAAACCAACAUGUAGAAUUACAACUAGAAAAGGCUAAAAGAACAUUCAUAAGUCUAGGAAAUCUAUUCUACGCCAGAAACCUAAACAGGAGAGUAAAAAUCACCUGCUACCAAGCUUUAAUUAGACCCAUCAUUACUUACGCAUGUGAAAUAUGGUACAACUUGAACGCUGCUAAUAUGGAAACAAUCAGAAAAUUUGAAAGGAAAUGCAUCAGAGCGUGCACGAACACAUAUAGAUCCAAAGAAUCAAACUACACAAAAUACACAAACAACUUAACUUUUUAUAACACAGCACAGAUACACAGAAUAGACUGUUUUACAAUCCAGCUAAUUAGAAGAUACUUCAAAAGACUCUCCGAAAUCAAAGAAAAUAGCCUUAUAUAUUCCAUCCCGUGCAUAAACGAAAAUUAUAUUAUAAACACGCUAAAAACGGGCUUCAUACCGCCAGAAGCAUUCAUAUACCUCGACGCGAACGGAUACAUAACAGAUAAACACGGAAUACCGAUAAUAUACCACAUUCCAAGACAUAAAAAACACAAAACCAUUAUAUAUAACAAACACAUAGACAGUAAGAAGCAAGAAACCACCCUAAAAUACGACACAACGAUACCUAAUAGAGACAAAUUACUUUCCAACGAAAAAAACACAAAACAAUACUGGUGGCUCAAGAGAAAUUAA
Molecule: messenger RNA, 2019 nt
Organism: Dinoponera quadriceps
Lineage: Eukaryota; Metazoa; Arthropoda; Insecta; Hymenoptera; Formicidae
Product: RNA-directed DNA polymerase from mobile element jockey-like
Exons: 1
Coding region: 1-2019 (672 amino acids)
Source: RefSeq, a predicted model, not a curated record